Penicillium maclennaniae is the source of this 561-nucleotide messenger RNA. RefSeq lists its product as uncharacterized. The record is from RefSeq and is a predicted model, not a curated record. NCBI's taxonomy places the organism in Eukaryota, Fungi, Ascomycota, Eurotiomycetes, Eurotiales, Aspergillaceae. Gene Ontology annotation, molecular function: hydrolase activity, acting on carbon-nitrogen (but not peptide) bonds. The transcript is spliced from 2 exons. The coding region runs from base 1 to 561 and encodes 186 amino acids.
AUGAAGAAGUCUCGGCUUAUUGUGGCACCUGCCAUUAAUUGGCUUGUUGCUACGCUCUAUGAUGCGGCCAUGUUCGGUUACUCCACUGAGAAGGCUGAGCAGGUAGGCUACAAGAGGGAGCUCGAUGCUGCCGAUCUUGCCAUGCGAGAGAUGCAUCGGAGGGGAAUCGUGAUCCUCCCAGGGGGUGACUACGGAUUUGCCUGGACACCACACGGCACUUACGCGCGUGACCUCGCUCAUUUCGUGGAGCGUUUUGGCUUCACACCGCAUGAGUCUAUCAUUGCAGCAACCUAUGGUAUGGCUAAGUUGUUCAUGCGCUCCCACGAAAUGGGUCAGAUCAAAGUUGGCAACUACGCAGACUGCCUAGUGGUCGAUGGAAACCCACUGAAGGAUAUAACUAUACUGCAGGAUCACGAUCUUCUUCAUGUCAUAAUAAUCAAUGGGAGGGUCCAUAAGGCAGAAGUUAAAGAGUACGUCAUUCCCACGCAGGAUUUGACUGGCAUUCAUUCUAUAACGAAUGAAAUGGUUCAGAUGCAAGUACAACGCCCUAUUGUUUCUUAA